CAUUUCACCACAAAAUUUUUGAAAUUUGAUUCCUAAACGCAUCCUUAUCCAUGGCCACCCUUCAAUCUUCGUCCCCAUUUUGUUCUUUCCAUUCUUCUUCAUCUUCCACCUCAAGAAAAAUCAGAGCUUCUCUGUACAACCAUAAUGUUUCAGUCUCCAAGCUUCUUGCUCAUGAGCUUAAACGAAGGAGAAUGUUACAGACCCUGAAAACAACAAAUACCCCCAUAGAAAUGGAGCCUAAAAUGGAAGUCUGUGAGCGAAAAAACAAUGAAGAUCGAGUAUUGCAACAGAUGUAUGCAAUAAUGAACAUUGUUGCGGAUAGAGAAGAGAUGCACAAGAACAUUGGAGAGCAAAGGGAUAACUGGAACCAUCUUUUGCUGGGUUCUGUGAACGGAAUGAUAGUUACGGCUGCUACAAUGGCGGGACUUGCGGCUGUUGCUAGAGGUGGGACACCAGCUUUAGCUCUGAAGCUCUCCUCUACCCUGCUUUACAUGGCAGCGACAGGCGUUUUGGUGGUGGUGAACAGGAUACAGCCGUCGCAGUUGGCAGAAGAACAGAGGAAUGCUUCAAGACUGUUUAAGCAGCUGCAUGAGGAGAUCAGGGGAAGCAUUGCUGUAAGAAACCUGAAUUACGGUGAUGUGAAGAAUGCAAUGGAGAAAGUGUUGGCCUUGGAUAAGGCAUACCCACUUCCCUUGCUCGGAACAAUGCUGGAAAAGUUUCCAUCAGUUGUUCAGCCCGCGGUGUGGUGGCCGGAGGAAAAGCCUCAACCAGAGAUGAAGCUCCAGGGUACAGAGAGAAAUGCGUGGGAUAAGAAGCUUGAGGAGGAAAUGAUGGAAGUAGUCGAUGUUUUGAAGAGAAAAGACACUGAAGAAUAUCUGAAACUAAGCAGAAGAGUCCUGAAAAUCAACAGAAUUCUAGCCAUCUGUGGCCCAUUCUUCACCGGAAUAGCCGCAGUUGGGUCAGCGUUGAUAGGAUCAACCUUCUCUGGAAUUGCUACCUACUUGGGAGUGGUUUUUGGGGCUUUGGCCGUUGUUGUUAACACUCUGGAGCACGGUGGCCAGGUUGGAAUGGUUUUUGAAAUGUAUAGAAGCUCUGCUGGGUUCUUCAAGCUGAUGGAGGAAACUAUAGAAUCGACAGUAGAGGAGAGGGGAGUAGAUGUGAGGGAAAAUGGAGAAUUAUUUGAAGUGAAAGUGGCUCUUCAGCUUGGAAGGAGUUUGACAGAGCUCAGAGACCUGGCCGGCGCCGGACAUAGGGAGACCGAAGAAGAAGAGUUUGCAAGCAAGCUCUUUUGACGUUCAAAUUUUAUUUGUCAACACUGUUUAACUGUACAAGAACCCAAUAAUCAUUAUAGAAAACAAAUUGUAAUUAAAGAAAAUUUUUUAAAAAAUAAAUAAAUGCAGACUGGUUCAACAGGAUCAUUUCAUGUUUAGAGGGUGUUUGGUGCAUAUUGUGAAAAAAGCUUUUUGACUCUAAAAGCACAAGCUUCACCAAACGGGUCAGCUUCCCAAACAUGCUGCAACUUUCUAGAAGUUCAUCUUCUUCCCGUUCCUUUGCAAAGCCCGGAAGCACCAAUUUCUUGCUUUUGCGGGAGUUUCUCGCUUCUUGUUUAAUGAAAUUGACAUGGUAUU
This is a messenger RNA of Rubroshorea leprosula, 1628 nucleotides long. Lineage: Eukaryota; Viridiplantae; Streptophyta; Magnoliopsida; Malvales; Dipterocarpaceae. The record is from the annotation of a GenBank genome assembly.